AUUUUUCCCCCACUCUACGUCUGCUUUAUCAAGAACAGAAUGAACGUUGUUGUACGCAGGUCUGGAUGCGUGCAGGGUAGUUUAACCUUAUAAAAAAGUAGGGCGGGGAAUGUGAAAGAAGGCGACACAGUCCCAGAUAUCUAUCAAUAGCCAGUGUCACUCUGUGAUAAAACAGUAUGAUUGAAAGAUAGGCUACGUGGUCACCUUUUUAAAAAAGCCUUGUCAUUCUCACUGACCAGUUUCUCAACUCGCAGUUAUAAUAGUUUGGGCGUUAGAUUGUGGAAGGUAUAUGCGUCGUGUGCCGUAGCAGGGUACAGUGAGGUUGCUACAAUACAAUUAGCGCUGAGUGGAGACUUGGACUUCUUCAACCAACAAUAUUAUAAAACCCGGAAUAACCGCUUAUCGGACUUCUUGCCAAGCUGCGUUCAGGUUUCAGAAGCAAGGACUAAGAUAGUCUUCCACAGUGUUCCACCUUCAUCAACCAUGCCUGUUACAGCAAAAACGAUCUUGGUGACCGGAGCGUCAAGAGGAUUGGGUCUGGAAUUUGUGAGACAAAUUCUACAAUUACCUUCAGCACCUGAAGUACUCAUUGCUGCCUGUCGUAAUCCAAGUUCUGCAAACGAUCUGCAGACUCUGGCGAAAGCAAAUCCGUCCUUGAAAGUGAUCAAAUUAGAUGUGGAAAAAGACGAAGACAUAAUUUCUGCCGCUCAGGAAACAAAGAACAUUGUUGGAGAUCGAGGACUGAACCUUUUGAUCAACAACGCUGGCAUCUUGGUGAAAACUGAUAACCCUGGGCUCAGAACCCAGUCCCGGGAGAAUAUGCAGCGACAUUUCGAUAUCAAUUGUUCGGGCCCCAUCAUCGUGGCACAGAAGUUCCUGCCUCUCCUAGAGCAAGCAGCAGCUCAGAACAAGUCUCAGCCCAUGAGUAGUAACAAAGCCGCCCUCAUCAAUAUUUCUUCCAUAGGUGCAUCUCAAAAUGAGACGUAUCAGAAUGGAAGAGGAUUUUCCUUACAUUACAAAUGCUCCAAAUCUGCUGUGACUAUGGCUACUAUUUUGAUCUCUCGAGAGUUAAGAGCAGCUGGUAUCAUGGCCUUGUCACUUCAUCCAGGCUGGGUACAGACAGACAUGGGGACAGAAAAAGCCGAUCUUUCUCCAGAGAAGAGCAUUUCUAGCUGCCUUCAAGUGAUUGGAUCGAAAGGUGAAGAGAGCACUGGGAAGCUAUUCAAUUACAAUGGAGAUGUGAUUCCUUUCUAAAGAGCAGUCCAUUGUCCUUUGUUUCUAUGUGUGUUGGUUUUUCUUAGGUCUUAAAAAAAAGUUAAUUGGUAAUGCCUAAUGAUUGAAGUUAAAUAGGUCAGUUCACCGUUACGUUUAUGACUUAGAAAUAGUACAAAUUUUUGUUUCAUAGACCAAGCUUGGCCACUGUCCGGUAAAGGUAGAUAUUUCUUAUUUUUAAAAAAGUAUCGUAUAUUAUACAUGCACAUACAUAUUGAAAUCCUCGGGCCCUAACUUCAAGUUUGUUGAAAUCGAGUGUUUAUUUUAAUUAAAAGGGUGUGACAAAAGUGAUAAAUAUUUUAAUCAGUAAAGACGGGGACAUCAGUUCUGAAUGUGUCACGGUGCUAGUAUAUAGGGGAAGAAUCAAUGUCUUCGCUUAUGACCGGUUGUUUCGCUUGAAACAGCCCCUGAACAAUAGGAUCAGGCUUGGUUACUUACAAUAACCAUUUUCUUCUCUCUGCUG
Aplysia californica (California sea hare) is the source of this 1735-nucleotide messenger RNA. RefSeq names its product C-factor. Lineage: Eukaryota; Metazoa; Mollusca; Gastropoda; Aplysiida; Aplysiidae. The record is from RefSeq and is a predicted model, not a curated record. The coding region runs from base 484 to 1254 and encodes 256 amino acids. The transcript has 4 exons.